CUUUUUCAAUUACCUGAGUACUACAUAGCAGUGGGAUUGAUAGUAGCUGCCCUGUGGAUUGUUUUUCCUUUCGUGCUCUACAAUCCAUUGAAAUGUAUGAAGCGGAUAUUCUACGUUCUAGGCCCGUUAGUAUUUACGCUACUAGUAAUUGUAGCAGUAGCUAUGGGACACAAAGAGGGCUUGAUGUCAAUCUACAACGCAACAUAUUGGCGUAACUUCGUUGAACCGAGGAUUUGGCACGACGCUUUGACUCAGGCACUCUGGUCAUCUCAGAUUGCUGGAGGGUACUUAGUCUCUGCCGGUAGUACCGUUUAUUCGAAUAUUGAUGUUCAUUGGACAGCGUUGAUAUUGGUUAGCGCGAAUAUUGUAGCCAGUUGGCUUGGAACCAUAUUAUGGUUCGCUAUUAUUGAUCCUACACUCAAAGAUAGUUCUGGAUUAUCGCUGCUGGUGCAAGCCCAUUUUACAACCCAUAAUAGAGGACUUCCCAUAGAGUGGUCAAUGGUUUUAUUUGUUACAAUAUUCAUAUCGGGAAUAAUAAGUAUGAUUAUUUUACUCUAUCCCAUAUACGAUCGUUUUAAUCGCAUCGGUGGUCGUAGAUGGCGAUUUGUAUCAUUUGCAUCGUCGUUUGUGGGUUGGAAGUCUGUCGUCGAAGAUGUUGAGUUUUUAUGUGGCGAUAAAAUGAAAAAAAUCUGGGUUCUCGGUUGGUGUGCUACGCCUGGCAUUAUAAUUCCGUUCUUGGUUUGGUGGAUGGUGAAAAUCAUUAUAGAAGAUUAUACUUCUUGGGAGAGCAUCGCUAUGCUAACAUCCGCUGGGUUCGCCAUAAUCACCUUCUUCUUAUUUGCAUUAUUCACAGUAUUGCGACAGGAACAAUACGACUGUUUUAGUAAAUUCUUGGCGUCGUUUAAACCUUCAAGACACUGGGGCCCUCGGGAUCCCAUCACACAUUACUAUUGGCUGACGCGGCGUGAAGAGGACCGAGGUACUGCAGUUCGGAGUCGGUACCACGGGCGCUACUUGAACCAGCUCCAGGAAUUAUCCGCGACCGACCCCAAUUACGACUCAUUAGGAAAUCCAAUUGGGAAAGUGAACGCAAAGCAACAACGUACAAAUUCUGACGAUUUGGUUUUCACAAUAUACAGGAGGCAGUAUAUGAAGGAUCAAUACGAUGAUAUCUUUGAUAUUCAGAAACAACGUCCUAAGUCUUUGGACUGGGACGUUCCUGCCAAGUUGAGUGAAAGAGAUUUCAAAUAUAGAGACAGUACAUUAGGCACUAGAAAGCUAUCAAUGGUGCAGAUUAAAAAAGUAGUACCUGUAAAAGUAAGACGUAUAUCUCUUGAGCCUAGAUGA
This is a messenger RNA of Hyposmocoma kahamanoa, 1347 nucleotides long. Its product is annotated as sodium-dependent nutrient amino acid transporter 1-like. Bases 97 to 1347 code for a protein of 416 amino acids. NCBI's taxonomy places the organism in Eukaryota, Metazoa, Arthropoda, Insecta, Lepidoptera, Cosmopterigidae. The transcript is spliced from 6 exons. Gene Ontology annotation, cellular component: membrane. The record is from RefSeq and is a predicted model, not a curated record.